Kwoniella shivajii is the source of this 4308-nucleotide messenger RNA. RefSeq lists its product as uncharacterized. NCBI's taxonomy places the organism in Eukaryota, Fungi, Basidiomycota, Tremellomycetes, Tremellales, Cryptococcaceae. Gene Ontology annotation, biological process: regulation of transcription by RNA polymerase II. The transcript is spliced from 6 exons. The record is from RefSeq and is a predicted model, not a curated record. Gene Ontology annotation, cellular component: nucleus. Gene Ontology annotation, molecular function: double-stranded DNA binding; protein binding; transcription coregulator activity. Bases 1 to 4308 code for a protein of 1435 amino acids.
AUGAUGCCGACGGAUUCAUCUUCCGCUUCCACUUCUUCUCCAUUUUCGACCAAUCCUUCUUCUUCUUCCCCCGAAGGUAUCAGCAAUAGCAAUGGUAGUGAAGGUUCUUCAAGCAAAAAUCAUCUGUUAGGUCAAGAAGGUUAUAGCAGAUCACCCCACGACGUGAUGAUAGAAAUGCAGUCUCUUUUGAGCGGCCUGUCAAGCACUUCAUCCUAUCCACAAAACCCACCAAUAUCGAGAUUCCCUCUCAAUCAUUUCCCUUCAUCAACACCUCAACUCGAUAUAAAACCUCGUAUACCUCCUGCACCUCCUGCACCUCACGCAGACAUCAAACCGCUUCUGACGACACAGCAAGAUAUGAACAUGCCAUACAAAACGGCGCCUUUCCAACAGGAAGAAGAACCUCAACACUCAAUACCUGCUGCUGCGGAUCCUUCCAGAUCGUCCAAUCCUCCAGAGCUACCUACCCCUGUUUCUUUGGCCGCGGUCAUGCAUCAAAGCAAUCAAUCAAGUGUCAAUGGAUCCCAUAGUCAUGGUGGAUUACGAUCUGACCCUCCGAAAAGAUUGUAUGAAGUGGACGAGAUAAGACAGGUAGCACCUUCGUUAAACGAGCUUACGGCUGAACCCAACUCUACCCAAUUGCUCCUGCAAGGCGAUCCAAUCUUCUCCGACAAGUCCCGCGUAGAAACAGCCAUUCGAGUGAUCAUUGACCUCUUACGAUUCUGUCCCAUCCCUUCGCCCCUCCCGCCCAUCCACCCAUCUCUGCACCCUCUCAUACCGCGAGAUACGAAUGGAAACUUCUGCAUGUCUCUGGAACGGAUCACAACUCUCCAGGGAUUGAAAUUACAAGCUGGUACUACUACCAAGGCUAGCUCGAAGAAACAACUGCAAGCUGGCCCAAUAUCCAGGGAGCAUCUGGCUUACAUAGAAACAGCGGUAUACAUGAGUGGUGACAGCGGAAAACGAGUCUAUGUCUGUAAGAGGUGUAGAAAUCGAGAAGCCAAGAGAAGAGCUUCCAAAGAAGUUACAAGGAAAAGACAAACUAAUUCUGAUUCCGAUACUUCAUCAUCCAGACCCAAGAUGAGACACUCAAUUGCCCCUCCCUCACAAGAUUUUAUCACGGGUGAGAAUCCAGAUCAAUAUGAUACUCAUAGAAACGGUCAAAUCGUAGAGGAACCUCCCUGGGAUCCAGAACACAGAGACUGGAGGCAUGAGAUAGUACUUUUCAAUUCGCCUCCGGAGGUGAAAAUGGAAGAUGGGAGUUGUAAUUGGUUACCUUUCAGAGUUGUCUGUUAUGGAAAAUGUCACGGGGAGAAAGUGGGAUUCAAAAUCAAAUUCACCCUUCGUACAUGGGAUGGAAGGAUAAUCGCUACUUCCACCACCAAGCCUAUCCGAAUCACCGACGACCAUAAAACCGAGCCAAAGACUAAAACCAAGAUUGACGGGUUUACGUCCGCUCAAGCUCAGCCUGCUGUACCGAGAGCGAGAAAGGGUCGUCAAAGUACAGCUUCUUCACGUCGUCAAUCGCCCGCACCUUCCGAGAGUGAGAGCGUGCAGUCAUUCUCUGAAGCUGGAGCGGUCCUGCAAAAGCAAACUCCUUCUGUAAGAGGGGCCAAGCCAUACGAGAGACCCCCUUCACAAUCUCCCGCUAUUACCACAGUCCCAAUGGACUCGUUCGGCGCAAAUGACUUUCAAAGACACAACUCGACGGCUUCUAUUCAAUCGAUUCCCCAGCAAGACGUCAUCUUGCAACAACCUGCACCACAACAACAGCCUCACAUGGACUUCACACUUCAGCAACAGCUUACCAAUACUGUAAGUCCUGGUAUACUGAGAGGUCCUCAAUUCCCUCACAAUCACAUGAACUUGGUCAACGGUCAUCAAGCAAAUGGGCAAGCCUCCAUAAACUCCUCGAACCUCACCAGUCCUUCUUCGUCCCAGAUGAUGUCGUUUACUGGACACGAUAACAUGCUUUUCGCCAACUCGCUACAAUCACCCAACAGCUUCAUGUCGUCACUGAGCAAUAAUGGACAACAAUCCCAGAGCAUGCAAAACUCCAUGCUGUUCAAUCAUGACAAUACAGACGUUGAGAUGUCAAGUGCGAUGACUGGUGGAUUAGAUGAUAUCUUCACCGCCUCCAGCCACACUUCGAUAUCCUCCAUGAGCGAUGGUGGAUCCGUCUACUCGACGUAUGCAGAGGAUAGAUCUUCCGGGAUGUUCAGUGAUAGCGGCAUACCCCCUACAUCGACGAACGAUCUUGAUCAAUUUCUCGAUUAUACUGGUGGAGAUCACCAAGACGUUUUUAACCCCUUUCAACAACCAGAUCCGGCAAUGUUUAACACCGACUUAUCACCGCCUCCCGGAACGAAUAUUCCACCUCUGCCAUUCGAUGCGUUACAUCUUUCACCCUCGGCGAAUAGAAACGAUUUGUCGCCUGCUGCUCGUGCCGAACAAGAUCAGUCGUUGACAAAUAUGUUGGCUGUCAUUGGACAAUUCAUGCCGCCAGUCCCACAAGCUCAAAUCACUGACGUUAUACCCGGAGAAGGACCCACAGCGGGUGGUAAAACUAUCGCUAUUGCUGGUGAAAACUUCUCUCCUGGCAUGGUCGUGCUUUUCGGUCAAAGACCCGCUCAUACACAGCUUGUCAACAAUAGUUUUGUCAAAUGUAUUCUACCUCCUUCUAGUCUCCCCGGACCAGUGGAAGUCAGCAUUCAAGGUGCUAUCAAGUUAUCUGGACAAGCGACACAGAUAUUCACGUAUACCGAAAUGGACAAGGAUCUAAUGAGACUUGCUCUGGAGAUACAAAAGAAGUUCAGUGGUUCUUCCAGCGAUCCGGCUUAUCGAAUCGCUCACGGUGUCGUAAAUCGGUCGGCUACAAACAGCGAAUGGAGCGAGAGAUCAAGUUCCAAUUCACCAAUGUCUGGUCCUUCACCAAACGAUUCUGCGGAGCCAAAUGAAGAUGAUGACCAUUCUGAUUCUACCAAUGGGAGCAAAUCAUCUUCCGGAAACCUCCAGUCUACUGUCAUCAGUUUCCUUGCUUCGUUGGAUGAGAAUGCCCCUGGUUCAUUACGGGCUAGUGGAGCUAUAAAUCACCGCAACGACGCUCAACAGACGUUACUCCAUAUCGCGACCGUCAUGGGAUUCCAUCGGUUGGUGCGAAGGUUGAUCGUCGUUGGUGCUCAUCUCGAUCUACAAGACACAAACGGUUUUACUCCAUUGGCAUUUGCAGCUCUAUGCGGACGACAUACAUGUGCUCGAGUCUUAGUUGAAGCCGGGGCAUCUUAUGAUCGACCUACUUCAUAUGGAGAAAUGCCCUUGGACCUUGCGAAACUUGCGGAUCAUGAGAAAGUCGAAGCUUUAUUGUUAUCUGCUGUAUGGUCGACAUCAUCUGAAGCCAAGGUCGGUGCGGCACAAGACGCCGAAUUAGCCUCUACCGGGUCUUACGAUUCAAGCAGUGUCAGUGAGAUUGACAACGAUAACCCGUCUUCUGGAUCCGAGGUCGAUGACGAAUUGGAAUACUUUGAAAAACUACGAUUGUCUCGAAGAAGAAGCAGGAGGAGCAGGGCGACCAAAGGAAAAGGCAAACAACGUUCCCUGUCCAAAUCUGAUCGUGAAAGGAAAUCCCCGAAAUCAACUAGAAGACCUUCGCUUACUUCAACUUCUACGAUCAAGGAGAUACAACCACCCGUUAAUCUACCUAUACGUGAUGAUCCACCACCUUACGCACCGUCAGAAAGCGAUGAAUCAUCCUGGAUGUCGAGAACCUUAUCAACCAUUCAUCAUCCUCAUAAAAUCCCUUAUGCAGUAUGGGAUCGAUUACCUAUACCCCACAUUUUUGGUCCGGACAAACCUUCCACUGUUGGCGAAGAUCAGCAUCAUGGUUGGGUCGCUUUCCCUGCCCCUUCAUGGGAGACCAUAUCUAAAAUGACCAGUCCGGAAGAAGUGAAAUUAUUCACACAAGCAAUGGCUGCGGCAGCAUUCAAUGCGGUAGUCCAAUCUGGUAUGACAACAAGUGAUGUCGUAAGUUCGAGUGAAACUCGGAUGACGUUUGCAGAAGAGGGAUUGAGGAAAUUCAGAAAAGCAAGAAGGUCCAAUGGGACUGGAAAAGAUGGAAAACGAAGUGGAAGUGUCAGUCCAAGUGAGAAGGUAGUCAAACAUGUCAAGCGUGACCGAAUGUUGUACCUGUUCUGGUUACCUAUUUUACUUUUUGUAGGAUUUUGGUUAUUGGUUUCCGCUUUACCUUUGGCGACGGGUUUCUGUCUCAUAUACGCUAGACAGAUCACCAAAGCAAUCAAACAGCGCCUGUGA